AUGUCAGCGAAUUCUAAGCAACGAUUUAAAGAUAAAUAUAAGUAUAAACCUCCUGAUCCCAGGCGAUCUCAUCGGAUACUAAGCGCAGAAGAGAUCACAGCAGGCAAAGGUAGCAAAUGGAGCGAGUUAAGAAUAGAAUCUAACGUGCGAAUUUUAUCUCCCAAGAUAUUUGGUAUGCGCUUUUUGACAGCGCUGUAUUUAAAUGAUAAUAAAUUAACCGCGUUGCCCAGUGAGAUAAACCUUUUGGAUAAUUUAACCUACCUUGACGUCUCUAAUAACAACUUGCGAUCAUUGCCCACGUCAAUUGGUGAUAUGGUUAACUUGCGAGAACUCAACCUAUCGAAUAACAAUUUAAGGAGGCUUCCUAACGAAGUAGGUAAAUUAUUCCUUUUGCAACAUCUAAGGCUUCAAGGAAAUCCUUUACCACCUGAGAUUUCAAGUAUUCACACCGAGACAAAUGGCACAAGCAAGCUUCUGUUGUAUUUAUUAGACAAUCUUGAAGGUAUUGUUUAUAUUACAGUUUGCCCUCAACCUCCUCCUAGGGACUGGAUUUGCUUAUCAGACAGCGGUCGAGAAGUGACGCCUUAUGCUUUUACCGUUAUGUGCUAUAACGUCUUAUGCGAAAAAUACGCUACAAGAUCAUCUUAUGGUUAUUGCCCAAGCUGGGCUCUUGCAUGGGACUAUAGACGGCAAAAUAUUAUGAAAGAAAUAUUACACUAUAAUGCUGACGUAAUAUGUUUACAAGAGGUAGCUACGGAUCAAUUUUAUACGUAUCUGUUGCCAGAAUUAAAAUUACACGGCUAUGACGGAAUAUUUGGGGCCAAGUCUAGAGCUCGUACUAUGGUCGAGCCUGAAAGAUCUGCUGUGGAUGGAUGUGCAAUAUUCUUUCGAUUGAAUAAAUUUACACUAGUGAAAGAGGAUCUGAUUGAAUUUAAUCACUUGGCCAUGAUGCAUGCGGAAAAAUCUGAGGACAUGAUCAAUAGAGUAAUGACAAAAGAUAAUAUUGCUAUGAUAUGUGUAUUAAGAGUCAACAAAACUGAUAGCAGUGGUAAACCAUUAAGAUUAAUUGUUGCGAACGCCCACAUGCAUUGGGAUCCAGAAUUUUCGGAUGUAAAAAUUGUCCAAACUGUGAUGCUCGUCCAUGAAAUUUAUUCCCUCAUGAAGACUAUAGCGUCCGAAAUCGAUUGUGCUAUCUCAGAAAUCCCAUUGGUGGUUUGUGCUGAUUUAAAUUCACUGCCGUCAUCAGCCGUUGUGGAGAUGUUGACUUCCGGUAACGUUUCAGUAAAGCAUCCCGACUUUAAGGGAAAGAGUUAUGAUGGCUAUUUCAAUAACUCGUGUAAUAUUUUAACUCGAGAAAAUAAUUUAGUGUUGCCGUUUAAGCUUGCACAUGCUGCCAAUCAAGAUUUUUUGCCAUACACGAAUAUGACCUAUGACUUUACUGGAAUUAUAGACUAUAUUUUGUUCCCUAGUAAGCUACUGUAUCCUAGUGGAAUUCUGGGAGGCUACAGUCAGGCAUGGGUUGAGGAAAAUAAGAUUGUUGGAUAUCCUCAUCCUCACGUACCAUCCGAUCAUAUUUCAGUUCUCAUUGAGCUGGACUUCAAACUCGGCCAAGACUAA
Trichoplax adhaerens is the source of this 1617-nucleotide messenger RNA. RefSeq lists its product as uncharacterized. Gene Ontology annotation, molecular function: protein binding; poly(A)-specific ribonuclease activity. The record is from RefSeq and is a predicted model, not a curated record. NCBI's taxonomy places the organism in Eukaryota, Metazoa, Placozoa, Uniplacotomia, Trichoplacea, Trichoplacidae. Gene Ontology annotation, biological process: nuclear-transcribed mRNA poly(A) tail shortening. The transcript has 6 exons. Bases 1 to 1617 code for a protein of 538 amino acids. Gene Ontology annotation, cellular component: nucleus; CCR4-NOT complex; cytoplasm.